This is a messenger RNA of Nematostella vectensis (starlet sea anemone), 2741 nucleotides long. Its product is annotated as neuropeptide F receptor. Gene Ontology annotation, biological process: G protein-coupled receptor signaling pathway. The record is from RefSeq and is a predicted model, not a curated record. Gene Ontology annotation, cellular component: membrane. The coding region runs from base 1668 to 2690 and encodes 340 amino acids. The transcript has 4 exons. NCBI's taxonomy places the organism in Eukaryota, Metazoa, Cnidaria, Anthozoa, Actiniaria, Edwardsiidae. Gene Ontology annotation, molecular function: G protein-coupled receptor activity.
AGGAGGGGAGAGGAGGGCAGGCAAGGGUCUGUAAUAAGGGUUUACAUUUAAGAAUAGGCACUACUGGCUGAAAGAAAGAAAGUGCAAGUAAAAAAAAAUCUUCAUUACCAGAUAGAAUAGCGAAAUGAUCAAGUGAAAAUUAAUUUUGACGUCUUUUCAAAUUAGUUUGAGUCAGUUUUUUCUUGUUCUUAAAAGAGUUAUCCUAUCAAUUAGCCUAAUAGGAUGCCACAGACCAUUGUACGAAAUGCUAUUUUUGUCAGACAUUUUGGUAAAUAACUUGUUCGUCUAUAUAAUUUUGAUAGAUUCGAGACAGAUGUUUCAUUGAAAAUUUUUUCUUCAUGGAAUACGCAAGAAACAACACUCAACUCAAGUGGCGAGCGGAAUAAAACUCAUGUGUCUUGCGUUAUCCAGUUAAUUGCUUCCCAAAAAAAUGUAUUUGAAGAAAAUUAAAUGCCCUUAAGUAAUAGACAGUUGUUUGAUCUGACAUGCUCUUAGAUAGAUUCCCCAUGCUCGACGUGGGAUGAGCUUGAAUGCUAUUAACUUAGCGUUCUCUUUGUGUGGGCAGUUAGUCGCGGAGAAGUGCGUUUUGAUUGGCUACCGAAUGGAAGUAAUGGUUAUGGCGCUCUCUCGAUUGUUUCCCCUAGCUACGGAAGUCAGCAAUAAAAUGGAAAAAACUCUCCUUUAAGUUUGAAAACAAGAUGAAAUAGGAGCUUUGCAAAGACAUUUCCGGGAAGACCCGGUAAUUAUGAAAAACAAAAACGAACAACGUACUCAGAACAUCAAUCGCCGGCUACUUAAGUUAUCAUUAUUGGUAUUCGGCUUUGUCAGUUAUGGAGAGAGAGUUAGGCCUAUGACAGCCAAUCAGAGGCGUAGCUAUAUAUAACUACUAAAAUACUUACAGAGCGACUUUUCGUGGAUGUAACCUACAGAAUUCAGACGCCAAAAUUUUAGGAGAGAAAGUGGUCUUAGUGCUCUACAAAUGUAGUGUUAUUUCAUACGAAGGCAAAGCAAAAUCAAGUUGGAAAGAUUCGACUUUUAUGUUAUCGGUGUUGUCGGUACAACGCUUGUGCCGCCAUUUAAGCCAUAGCCACCUUUAUUUGAAAUCAAAUCAAGCAUUGAUUGUCCGAAGGAAGGGGGGCAAUUCAGAGAGGCUAAAAGCCACCUGCUAUCAACUGUCUGAGUUGAGUCCUGGCAAAACCAAACGACUGGAGCCAAAAAUAAGAUAUUGGAAGGAGAAGUGUUGAAGUUAUUGAUUUGAUGGUUACAAAGAAGAAGAAAGGAGAGCAAAGGGGAGAGAGAGAAAAGCUGUACCAAGGGAAACCGCAACGAAGAACAUUUUAUCGAAAGUAGUAAGCCGCCUGUACGAGCACGUUCUCUUGGGGAGAAAACAGUGAACAACGCAAACACAAAACUGGUCGCUUAGCAAAUAUCCAUUGAGAGAUAUGUUUGGUUAUCACCUGGUCGUAGAAUUUAGAUGAACAAAAGAUGGUUGAAGAAGCAUUGCCUGAAGCGAAAUGUUGUUUUCGUAGCGUAAAUCGCACUCAAGAGCUAAUAGCCAACCCGAGUUUGUGUUUCUAAGCCAACCAAAGGCGAGAAAGGGCGGAGAAAAACGGCUUUCAAAUACCGACAUAUAAGAGCGCAACUCCAGGAUUUAAAGCAUAAACGCGAUGGAAUGGCACAACAAUACAACCUCCCAGUUUAACGCGGAUCAAGGGUCUUCAAAAGCCGAGGUCAUGUUAACCUUAGCGGUUUACAUAAUAACCUUUGUUCUUGGAGCCGUGGGGAACUUCCUAGUAUUUGGGGUAAUAUUUACAAAAAAGGAACGCAAGACACCGAACGACGUCUUUCUUAUAAACCUCGCAACAGCUGAUCUGACGGCCGUUUCCAUCUCACUUCCAGUGAAACUCUACCAACUUUUCCCGCCAUUUCUUCCCGCCAAUAAUUUCGUAUGCAAAGUGGUGGUUCCUAUGGUAAGUGUGCCAUUCUGUGCGAGUAUCUUCACGAUAACCUCGAUGGCUAUUCAUCGACGAAGGACGAUUUUGAAUCCUUGGAGAGGUAUGUCGAAUAUCUAUGGAACAGUCGCAUGGGUUAUAGGAAUUUGGAUUUGCUCUGUGACGACUUUGCUCCCUAUAAGUAUACUUACUUCUCCUUUGGAUGGACACUGUAUUAUUAACUGGACGAUGAAACAAGAGCAAGCUUAUGUCCUAGCAAUCUGCCUUAUUCAAUACGUUAUCCCUCUUGUGAUUAUUCUACUUGCUUACGUACAGAUAUGUUUGAACCUGAAGAAAUACCAGAAACGAGUCGCAAGAGUAGAAGUCAGAAAAGAAAACAUCGAAAUCACACGAACAAUUGCCGUAAUUGUCAUUCUCUUUGCGGUUUUCACAUUACCUCUACAGAUUUUCUGGCUCUAUUAUGAGUUCUCAGGCUGCGAAAUUACUGAAAACAUUCAGAGAUUCCACCAAUAUGCCGAGUUAUUGACUGACUUCCAUAGUUGUCUCAACCCUCUCGCAUAUGGUGUGUUAACUAGAAGAUUCAGAAACAAGUACACACUAAUGAUAUCAUCUGUAUUCAAAAUAUUCGAAAAGUCGCAAAAAGACUUUCGUUCUACAAAUGUAAGCUCUCACAACCGGCAAGAGCGCAUUCCACUUGCUGAAAGAAACCCAGGCGUGGGUUCUACUAAUCUACAAUGACAAAAACACGGACAAAUGAGAAAAAAAAAUAAAAAGCAUAUGUGGUCUUGA